Molecule: messenger RNA, 1698 nt
Organism: Paramecium pentaurelia
Lineage: Eukaryota; Ciliophora; Oligohymenophorea; Peniculida; Parameciidae
Source: the annotation of a GenBank genome assembly
UAGAUGUUAAAAUUAUAAGGUAAAAUCCUGGAAAAGAAGUUAACUAAAACUGGAUCCAAGAAUCACAUUGAAAGUUAAUCACAAAACAUCUCAAACAACAAUAGUCCUGUCGUUGGAAGAUAAAAGUCUUAUGAGAAUUUGUAGAAAGUCAAUAAGACAUUUAUAAAUUAACCUGUGUCUUAAUAAAAAUUAAGCAGUAUUUUAAAUGUAAUAAGUGGACAAUAAUAAAACACUAAAUAAAAGUAUUCAAUAAACAACGAAUUGAUUGAAACUGUUAAGAUUUCACAUAAGUUACGCAAAAAUCAAUCUAUGAUACAUAUAGAAUAAUAAUCUCCUGCUCUAACUAAAAAUGCUAGCUUCCAUCAUUCAGUUAAAAAUAAAAUCAAUAGUAAUAGUGUAUCAAGUGAUUAAUCUCAAAUUUAAAAAGUCAAAGAGAAAAUUAAAUUGUUAUUAUAGGAACGAGAUUAAAAUCUACCAUAAGAUACUAAAGAAUUAGCAUUUAUGACUAAAUUCAAUUAAAUACUAAACUAAUUAGUAGUAGUACUAUUCUAAGAACCAAAUCUUUAAGUAUCUCAAUAACAAUUCAAUUUGCCAUCCUCAACUUAAGAUACAUUCUAAGCUAUUUAAAUUGAUCAUUUCUUUAAAAGACAGAUUCAGAUUUUAUAAUAAUCUUAUUAAUAACAAUUAGAUAAAAAGAAAAUGGAAAAUGUAUUACUUUAAAUCAAAAAGAAAUAAGAAAUCUUACAGUAAGAAAAUGAAUAAUUAUCAGAAAAUAAAUAAUAAAUGAAUGAUUAAAUAAUCUAAUUGAAGUAAUAAAUCUCGGAAUUGUAAAAAUAGAAUAACAAUAAUCAAGAAAAUAUUUAAUUAGAAUCAGGUAUAUAUAAAUAUAUAUUAAAAAAUAGAAACUCAAGAAUUGAAAUAUCUCGUAUAAGGAUAAUUUGAAGCAAUAUAAAAAUUAUUAUAAAGAGAAUAAUUAAUGAAAGUAUUUUUAAAAAGAGUUGGUGAUAGUUCGAUAAUAGAGUAAAUUAAUUUAUAUUUUUAUAGAAUGUUUGAAUAAUUUAUUUAAAGUGCAGAAAAUGUUAAUUAAGAUGAUACUGAAGGAAAUUUGAAUAUAGAUAUGUUACCAUAACAAAAACAUUCUUAGAUUUAAAAAAACAAUUAAUUAUUAUAAUAAUAAUAAUAAUAAUCAUAAUAAAUUCCAGAUAAAAUAAUUCAAUAAUAUGAAACUAGUUAUAAAUAAUUAGAUUUAUGUGAUUCCUUAUUGGCUGAUGAUUCAAGUAAGAAUUAUAUACUAAUAUUAAGGAGUUAAUGAUUCAGAAGAAAGUAGUUUUGGAUAUUUAGGGAAAGAAUAAGCAACAGAAGUUAGUUGUUAUUUUAAUUAAGCUUAGUAAUAUAUUAUUUAAUUAAUAUUCUAUUAGAUAAUUCUAAUAGUAACUAAACCAAUAAUAAUCUGUAUAAUAAUAGAAUUAAAAAAUGAAAGGGAAAUCUAAUAAUAACAAAGACAAAUUAAAAAUUAAUAUGAUGGAUGUGUAAUUGGCAUAAGCUGCGUAAUUAUUAUAUAAUAAUUGUAUAAAGUUAGAAACAUGAAUAUCUAAAAUAACAAUAGUUAAUGUAACAAUAACAUUAACAUCAUGACAAGAUUCUACCAGAUGAUAUUAACAGUGAAGAUGUAUGUAAAAUGUAUAUUCAUAGUUUUGA